CAACAAUAUCACCUUCAUAUUUUUUAAUAGCCUUAUUUUCAUUACAAAAAUGUCUAUUCGAACGUCCGGUUACGGUGUGCAUGAAGAUAUACGAUUAUGUGAAGUCUAUAUGGAGAUUUCUCAAGAUUCUAUUAGAGGUGUGCAACAAAGUUCAACUUCAUUUUGGAAUCGAGUUGAGGAAGCGUAUAACAAAGAUAAAAAUGAAAAUUGGGAGGAACGCAACGUUAGAUCGGUGGGUGAUCGUGUUCGUACUAUAGAAAAGGCAAUCCGAAAAUUAAAUGGGUGCAUGAGACAAAUCGAAGCAAUGAAUCCUAGUGGAGCAUCGAAUGAAGAUAUUUUAGCCCAAGCAAAAAUAUUACUUAUGCAAGAUCCAAGCUAUAGUAAGGGUUUCAAAUUCGACCAUGUUUGGAAUAUCAUGAAAGAUUUUGAAAAAUUUAAUAAUAUUAGUAAGAAAAGUACAAACUUUGUAUCAUCAGAGUCGGACAGUCCUAUGUCUGAUUAUCCUACGGGAUCUCCAGGUUUAUCAAAAUUUUCUAUGAAUUUAAAUGAUGAUGGCGCAGGUAAUUCAUUGGCUGAAAGACCUACGGGGGUUAAGAAAUCGAAAUUGAAAAGAAAAAAUGACGAAGAAGUUACAAAAAUCCUCAACUCCAUCAAAGAAGAUAAUAAACAACUAAGGGAGAUGCUGAAGAAAAGUCAGUCAGACAGAGGUAUAUACAUGGAAAGUAAUUCCAAAAAUAUGGCACUCAGAGAAUUUAGAGAAGAAAAUAAAAUUUUGAUGAUGGACUUGAAUUCAAUUGUUGAUCCAAAUAUGCGUGCAUAUUGGGAAGCCGAACACAGGCGAAUAUUUCAAAAAAGAGCUCAACAAUCAUCCUCUACUUCAAAUACUUUUGGUGACUAUUUUACUAAUAUUGGUGGAUCCGAUACCAAUCUACCAGAUUAUUGAUAGAAUAUAUGUUCUAUUUUAUUUAUUA
Mercurialis annua (annual mercury) is the source of this 971-nucleotide messenger RNA. RefSeq lists its product as uncharacterized. The transcript is spliced from 2 exons. The record is from RefSeq and is a predicted model, not a curated record. The coding region runs from base 50 to 943 and encodes 297 amino acids. NCBI's taxonomy places the organism in Eukaryota, Viridiplantae, Streptophyta, Magnoliopsida, Malpighiales, Euphorbiaceae.